This is a messenger RNA of Neolamprologus brichardi, 2154 nucleotides long. RefSeq names its product tyrosine 3-monooxygenase/tryptophan 5-monooxygenase activation protein, epsilon polypeptide 1 (gene ywhae1). NCBI's taxonomy places the organism in Eukaryota, Metazoa, Chordata, Actinopteri, Cichliformes, Cichlidae. The record is from RefSeq and is a predicted model, not a curated record.
GCAGUACCCGGAUGAAGCUGGUCGCCAUCUUUACUCCAUCCCAGCGCUGCCGGUGGGGCGGAACAGCACUCAUCGACCCAGUUGGUUUGAAGGAGCCACAGACAGGGCUGGCACAUCACCACUGUGUUUUGCACUAACGAUCUGUCACUUUGAUUAGCCCUUUUGCUACGCUACCUGUAUCUUGAUACACAAUGGGAGAGCGAGAGGAUCUAGUUUAUCAGGCGAAACUCGCCGAGCAGGCAGAGCGAUAUGACGAGAUGGUGGAGUCUAUGAAGAAGGUGGCAGACAUGGACGUGGAGCUCACAGUGGAGGAGAGGAACCUACUAUCAGUGGCCUACAAGAAUGUGAUCGGAGCUCGGAGAGCCUCCUGGAGGAUAAUCAGCAGUAUCGAACAGAGGGAAGAGAACAAGGGCGGAGAAGAGAAACUGAAGAUGAUCCGGGAAUACAGGCAAAAGGUGGAGAAGGAGCUGAAGAACAUCUGUAAUGAAAUUCUGGAAGCACUUGAAAGGCACCUACUGCCAUCUGCUAAGAUAGGAGAGUCGAAGGUCUUCUACAACAAAAUGAAGGGUGACUACCACAGGUACCUGGCAGAGUUUGCCACUGGCAACGACAGAAAGGAGGCAGCAGAGAACAGUCUGGUGGCCUACAAAGCUGCUACUGACCUAGCCAUGUCAGAGCUGCCACCCACACACCCCAUCCGCCUCGGGCUCGCCCUCAACUUCUCCGUCUUCUACUAUGAGAUUCUCAACUCACCUGACCGCGCUUGCAGGUUGGCAAAGGCUGCGUUCGAUGACGCCAUCGCAGAACUGGACACACUGAGUGAAGAAAGCUACAAGGACUCCACACUUAUCAUGCAGUUGUUACGUGACAACCUGACACUAUGGACUUCAGAUAUGCAGGGAGAAGAGUCCUAAAGGAAACAAACCUGUUCAUUUCCCAUGUUAACUGUACUUUGUGAAGAACAGAACAAAGAGGCACUGCAAGACGCUGAGGACGAGGCCCAGUGAGACUAUGCCACCAACAGCCAACAACUUGAGACCCUCACCCCACCCCCUGCACUCCCUCCACCUUCAUCUCCCCCCUCCUCUUCCUCCUCCUCAACCGCCCCACCCAUCCAUCUACAAGUCACUUUCCUCUUUGUCGUCCUUUUUCCUUUUCUUCCACCUCUGUAGCUCCAAGACCCAACAGGGCCACGGAGUUAACAAGUUAAUUUUUCUCUUCUUUUUUUAUUUUUUAUAUUAGCCCUGACAUCGUUCAAGUAAAUACCACUUAAUUGAGGCAGGAAAUACAAUGUUAGAAAGGCAAAGAUAAAGAAAGCGGUCCCUGGAUUGUUUUUUUUUUUUGUCCUGGUACAAGCAGUUCUGAAAAUGUUAUCUUUUGGUUUCAUUAUUGUAUUUUUUUGUUGGUUUUUUUGCUUCUUUUUUUUCCUCAAUAUUUUUAUCAGUUGCUGGAUGUAUUGAGAAUUUUUUUUCUUAAUGUAAUUACAGAAAUUAACUUUUAUUACUGACAAUGUUGACUAUUAGUUGUGGGAGCUAUUUUAUCUGUUUUUAAUGAAAUGUCAUGCAGAUCAUUUGACCGUUUUUAGGGGCAGUUUGGAAGAGUACAAGUGCCCUUUUUGUUAACUUAGUAGUUGAGAGGAAGUUGGCAAUAUUCGCGAUAUCCACGUGGGGCAAAGAAGUGCUUAACUUUUACACCAUAGUGAUUCUGUUGUCAUGUUCAUGUAGUUGUCUUUGGACUGUACUUUGUGCUGAAAUACUGUAACUGUGCACACAUUCUGGCUCUCUGAAGGUUUAUCUCUUGCUGGUGGUUUGAAAAAAGAAAACUUGGGAACUCUCUAACUUGUGUAAAAGAGUAGACUUAAUUUGGCCCCAUCCUUAAAUGAAGAAGAUCCGUACUUGCAUGAGUUAAAAAUAAUUAAUAUUCUAUUUUUCUUUUCUGCUGCUUCCCCCUGCUUUUUAUCGAUGCUCCUCUGCCAUUCAGAGGGUGUUUUUUCUUUUGCAGUUUCUUUUUGUGUUGCUUCAUUAUGUGUAACUUGGAGCUGAUUUGUACUACUGGAUAUCUGACUGGAGCCACAGACAGGGAAUCUGUAUUGUUCUUACUGAAACACAGCAUGGAAUUAACAUUAAACAAUCUAAAUUAAACAUUAUAAGCUGA